Orbilia oligospora ATCC 24927 is the source of this 771-nucleotide messenger RNA. RefSeq lists its product as uncharacterized. The record is from RefSeq and is a predicted model, not a curated record. The coding region runs from base 1 to 771 and encodes 256 amino acids. The transcript has 5 exons. Lineage: Eukaryota; Fungi; Ascomycota; Orbiliomycetes; Orbiliales; Orbiliaceae. Gene Ontology annotation, cellular component: proteasome core complex; nucleus; proteasome core complex, alpha-subunit complex. Gene Ontology annotation, biological process: ubiquitin-dependent protein catabolic process.
AUGUCGGGAAGCGCCGGAUUCGACCGUCAUAUCACCAUCUUCUCUGAGCAGGGUCGGCUCUAUCAAGUUGAAUAUGCCUUCAAAGCCAUAACUGCUGCAAAUAUCACCACCGUCGGGAUCAGAGGCAAAAACUGUGCUGUCGUGAUCUCCCAAAAGAAGGUCCCAGAUAAAUUGAUGGAUCCAGCCUCAGUUACCUACAUAUUCUCCCUCUCGCCAUCUCUGGGAUGCGUUAUGACCGGAUCAAUUGCGGAUGCUCGAGCUUCGGUUACACGAGCACGGGGUGAAGCGGCGGAGUUUAGAUACAAGUACGGGUACGAAAUGCCCUGUGAUGUUCUGUCAAAGCGACUGGCAAAUAUCAACCAAGUUUACACCCAGAGGGCAUACAUGCGCCCGCUAGGCGUUUCCAUGACUCUGAUAUCUUUGGACGACGAGCACGGACCUUCUCUAUACAAGGUCGACCCAGCGGGAUACUACACGGGCUACAAGGCCACGGCAUCCGGACCAAAGCAGCAGGAAGCCAUCAACUUCCUCGAGAAGAAGCUAAAGAACAAGGAUGCUGCGCCGGGAAGCUGGGAGGAAGUUGUUGAGUUGGCGAUAACAACGUUGUCUACGGUUCUAAGCCAAGACUUCAAGGCUACCGAGAUCGAGAUUGGAGUUGUCGGUGCACCGAAGGAGGGUGACGACGAACAGGGCGAACCACAGUCACUUUUCCGGAAACUAUCGGUUGACGAAAUCGAUAAGCGCCUGCAGAGUAUUGCGGAGAAAGAUUAA